Tetranychus urticae (two-spotted spider mite) is the source of this 1659-nucleotide messenger RNA. RefSeq lists its product as uncharacterized. Gene Ontology annotation, cellular component: endoplasmic reticulum membrane. Gene Ontology annotation, biological process: regulation of store-operated calcium entry. The record is from RefSeq and is a predicted model, not a curated record. Lineage: Eukaryota; Metazoa; Arthropoda; Arachnida; Trombidiformes; Tetranychidae.
GUUACAAAUAAAUGACAUUUACAUCACGUGGUCUGGGUCAGAUGUUAUACGUGUAUUAACUAAUGUAUAAGUAAACUUUACAUCAAUUUCAUCAUACUUCGUAUGUCGUCAGUAGUCAAGAUGAAACUCGUAUUAUCUUUUUUCGUUUUGUUUUUAAUCGAACAAGUUGUUUCUAAAUCAGAUCGAGUAAAACUAAAGGAUGUGCAAGUGCUUACUUUACAGAAAGGUAAAUACACAGAGGCCCGACGAACGCGGCGGAUGCAUCAAUUGAUGUGUGUUGGUGGUACUGCCAGGUGUUCCUUCAUCCCAGAAACCGUUCAAUGUUACAAUCGAGGAUGGGAUGGUCGGACUAUCAAUUGGGAAUGCAAGGCUGAUAUGGACAAGAAGUAUUCAUUUGGUUUAUUAGAAGUUAAUUGUGAAGGCUAUGAACACCCAGAUGAUGAUUACAUUCUUGCCGGUUCCUGUGGUCUUGAAUUUACUAUUAAUGUGGCUGAUGGUGUCCCCAGACAAAGAAAUUUCAAUCCUCCACCAUACCCUAAAUCGAUGACACCAGAUAAUUCAGGGCUUGGAUCACAAUUAAUCUUCAUCAUUUUUCUUGUCUUUGGAGCUCUAUUUUUCAUAAUACAUAUUUAUUAUAAUCCGCUGGAAAGCCCUAGAAACGCUCAUGAACCAUCUGCACGGGUCUCACCAAAAAACCAAAAUGUGACCGAAAAAACCAAAACACAACCAAAAUGUACCAAAACAAGCCCUAGAAAUGCUCAUGAACCAUCUGCACCACCUCCACCACCACCACCAGGAUUUAGACCAGACUGCUUUGGAAACGAUACCGAUUUCAAUCCAUUAUCAAUUGAUCUAAAUGAACUAAACGAGUAUGAAUCGCCACCAAUUUAUGAAGCUCAUUCCAAAAAGAAUAGCAAAGAAUAUGAUUCAAAUAAAGAAUAUCAUUACCGACCAGCAUCAUCAACUAAAGGAAACUCAAAAAGUCCACCAAAACGUGAAAAAGUUCCAGAUCAUCUUCAACAUAGUUCAUCUAUUGAACCACAACAUUCAUCACGCCACCAUUCAAUUGAUGAUACAUCUGACUCUGAUUCAUCCCAUUCAUCUUCAUCAAGUUCUUCUGUUCACAUGGACGAUGAAGCCUAUUGCAAAGGUGAUCCAAAUCCCCCACCAUAUGAUCAUGGAAGUGUACCUUGGCGUGGACCAGAAACUCGUGCAGAAGAUGGUCCUGGUUUUGGUACAGCAUUUGUUUCUGUAGGCCUUCUCGGUUACCUUUUCGCAAGAAAUUUAGCCGGACCUAGUUAUACACGAAAAAGCUUUUCAUCGUCCACCCAUCGAAACAAUUCUAAUUUUGGUAAAACAUAUGCUAGCACUGAAACUGAGAUAGAAACGAAAGCUGGCUACGCUACAACUAAAAGACGCUAAUUCAAUUGAAAAUAGUGAAUAAUCAUUUUCUAAUAAUGUCUAUGGAAAGUUGCCUAUUUUAGUAUUGGUGAAAUUCACGCCAUUUCAAAUUGAAUCUCUCAGCCACUUAUCAAACGAUGAUAUAAACCACUAAACACCUCUAAAUACCAAUUUUUAUCAAUCAACUUUUCAUAUUUCAAUAACCAUUUUUAAAAAUUCUUGUUAGUAUUUAAAAUAAAUUAGCUUAAUUGCCGACGU